AAUACCAUAGAAGAUGUAAAAAUAUUGAAAUAUUUAGUAGAUAAUCUGGAUAAAGAAUUAGAAGUUGUAAAAGAAGACAGAGUAGUUGGUUAUUUAAAUAAAAAUCAAGAUAGAAAAAUAGAAGAAUUUCUAAAAAGUAAUAGUUACAAGUUUGCAGAAAAUUUAACUCAAUUAGACUGA
Messenger RNA from Racocetra persica, 180 nucleotides. Lineage: Eukaryota; Fungi; Glomeromycota; Glomeromycetes; Diversisporales; Gigasporaceae. The record is from the annotation of a GenBank genome assembly.